AAUGGGGAACGUCUGUGGAUGCGUAAGGGCUGAAAAGGAAGAACAGUGUUUAGAUCCUGCCAAAGCUCCCUUAAGUCCAGCUAAACAUUCCCCUGGAAGAAAAUAUUUCAGAAGAAAAUCAAGAAAGAAAUCAGCUGACGAGAGACCAGAUUCCUUACCAGCUAAAGAAAAUGAAGAAAAAAGCCAAUAUGAAGUGGGAAUUUCAGAAAACAUUGAAGUUCUCCCAAAGAGUAUGGAAUUGGCUUGUUCCUUCCCCCAGAGCGUAACGGUGGAUGGUAACACUCUGCCCAGGAGUACAGACCUGUUGGCUGAUCUUGUUAAAGCAGAAGUUUUACUGAGUGAAACCAACAGUGAUUCUCGCUGUCAGGACAGUUUUCCCGGUGAUAAGCAAAGGCUCACCAAGUCUGCUGAAACAGAGGCACGGUUAAAUGAACAAGACAAGAGGAGUUCAGAGAGGAGCUAUACUUGGAAGAGGAAAUAUUCAGAUGAAUACAACACAAGAGAAUUAGCAUUUCAGAAGAGAGCAAGUGGUCUUUGUUAUGGAAAAGCUGCUAGCUUGGAUUCUGCCAUCCACCUUUUAGGCAAACAGCACAAAGAAACAGGGUUAAACAAAACUUAUGGCAGAGUUGUUAAAGAUUCUUUAGAAAGCAAUAAAUCUGAAAAGUUGCAUCAGUUGCUUUCUAAGAGAAAAAGUUAUCCACCGCUUGAACAAAAGAGAUUUUAUUCUUCUGAUGAUGUGUUUUCCCAUUUGCCAAAAGAAAAAAUGCAGUCUAUAGCAUUCCACCAAACAGGAGCAAGAUAUCUGAUAUCCAUGUUACUGGAGAGUCAGAGGACAUGUCUGCUAAAGAGAGAUUGCUCCUGUGGUCACAGCAGACAACUGAGGGUUAUGCUGGAAUCCGUUGUGAAAAUUUCACUACCUGCUGGCGUGAUGGAAGAUUAUUUAAUGCCAUCAUUCAUAAAUACAGGCCGGACCUGAUAGACAUGAAUACCGUUGCUGUUCAAAGCAACCUUGCAAAUUUAGAACAUGCUUUUUUUGUAGCAGAAAAACUUGGUGUUGCCAGACUUCUGGAUCCUGAAGAUGUUGAUGUUUCCUCACCUGAUGAGAAAUCAGUAAUAACUUAUGUGUCAUCACUUUAUGAUGCAUUUCCCAAAGUACCAGAAGGUGGUGAAGGCAUCAGUGCAAAUGAUGUUGAAGUCAAAUGGGUUGAAUAUCAGAAUAUGGUGAACUACCUCAUGCAGUGGAUCAGGCACCAUGUCACAAUAAUGUCUGACAGAACAUUUCCCAACAAUCCUGUGGAGCUGAAGGCACUUUAUAAUCAAUAUUUACAGUUUAAAGAAACAGAAAUUCCACCUAAGGAGACAGAUAAAUUGAAAAUUAAACGUCUAUAUAAACUGCUGGAGGUCUGGAUAGAAUUUGGACGCAUCAAACUUCCUCAAGGCUAUCAUCCAAAUGAUAUAGAAAAAGAAUGGGGAAAGCUUAUUAUUGCCAUGCUGGAAAGAGAGAAGACUCUUCGGCCUGAAGUGGAGAGGUUGGAAAUGCUGCAGCAGAUUGCAAACAGAAUUCAGCGGGACAGCCGAAGCUGUGAGGACAAACUGAUACUUGCCCGGAAUGCUCUGCAGGCUGACACCAAACGUCUAGAGUCGGGGCUUCAGUUUCAGCAUGAAGCAGAAAUAGCUGGGUAUCUUCUUGAAUCUGAGAACCUUCUCCGCCAGCAAGUGAUUGAUGCCCAAAUUCUUAUUGAUGGAAAGUACUAUCAGGCAGACCAGCUUGUACAGAGGGUUGCAAAACUUCGUGAUGAACUGAUGGCCAUACGAACCGAAUGUUCUUCUCUAUACAGCAAGGGACAUGCACUGACAACAGAACAGACAAAGCUGAUGAUAUCAGGAAUAACUGAAAGCUUAAACUCAGGAUUUACAACAAACCUAACUCCUGAAUUAAGUGCUGCAAUGACUCAAGGUUUAACACCUAGUUUGACUUCUUCCAGUUUGACAUCUGGCCUCUCAUCAGGUCUUACUUCCAGGUUGACACCAGCCAUGACUCCUGCUUACACACCAGGCAUCCCACCGCGGUUAAUUCAGAGCUAUGUAACAGGAGUAGAUGGUGGAACUCUGCAAACACUCAAACUUAUGCAAAUCAGAAAACCUCUUAUGAAAUCAGCUUUUGUGGAUCAGAAUUUAACAGAAGAAGAAGUGAACAUGAAAUUUGUCCAGGACCUAUUGAACUGGGUGGAAGAAAUGCAGGUGCAACUAGAUCGAGUGGAAUGGGGUUCAGAUUUACCAAGUGUUGAAAGCCAUUUAGAAAAUCACAAAAAUGUGCACAAAGCUAUAGAAGAGUUUGAAUCCAGCCUUAAAGAAGCGAAAAUCAGUGAGAUCCAAAUGACUGCCCCUCUGAAACACAGUUAUGCGGAAAAGUUGCAUAAACUGGAAAGUCAGUAUUCAAAACUCUUGAACACAUCAAGAAAUCAGGAAAGGCAUCUAGAUACUCUUCACGAUUUUGUGUCUCGUGCUACUAGAGAGCUGAUAUGGCUGAAUGAAAAAGAAGAGGAGGAGGUUGCAUAUGAUUGGAGUGAAAGAAACCCCAAUAUAACAAGAAAAAAAGAAUACCAUGCAGAAUUGAUGAGAGAACUUGAUCAAAAAGAAGAAGUUAUUAAAUCAGUACAAGAAAUAGCUGAGCAAUUGCUUCUUGAAAAUCACCCAGCCAGGCUAACCAUUGAGGCCUACAGAGCUGCAAUGCAGACACAGUGGAGCUGGAUUCUUCAGCUCUGUCACUGUGUUGAACAACAUUUGAGAGAAAAUGCUGCAUAUUUUGAGUUUUUCAGUGAUGCCAAAGAGGCCAUGGAGUAUUUAAAGAAUUUGAAAGAUGCCAUAUACCGAAAAUACAGUUGUGACAGAUCAAGCAGCCUUCAUAGGCUGGAAGACCUUGUCCAGGAGUCUAUGGAAGAAAAGGAGCAACUCCUGCAGUAUAAGAGCACAGUAGCAGGCCUUGUGGGGAGAGCAAAGGCGAUAAUUCAGCUGAAGCCAAGGAACCCUGACUGUAUACUAAAAACUUCCAUCCCAAUUAAAGCCAUCUGUGACUACAGACAAAUUGAGAUAACUAUUUACAAGGAUGAUGAAUGUAUAUUAGCAAACAACUCCCAUCGUGCUAAAUGGAAAGUCAUUAGCCCAAGUGGUAAUGAGGCCAUGGUUCCAUCUGUAUGCUUUACAGUUCCUCCACCAAACAAGGAAGCAAUAGAUACAGCCAACAGGAUUGAACAGCAGUUUCAGAACGUUUUGGCCCUUUGGCAUGAGUCACAUGUAAACAUGAAGAGUGUGGUUUCCUGGCAUUACCUAACAAAUGAAAUUGAAGCAGUUAGAGCUGGCAAUGUUGCCUCGAUAAAAACAAUGCUGCCAGGUGAACAUCAGCAGGUUCUGAGCAAUUUGCAGUCCCGCUUCGAUGAUUUUGUGGAAGAUAGCCAGGAGUCCAAAAUCUUUACAAGCUCUGAUACUACACAACUGGAAAGGGAAGUUAGUAUUUGCAAGCAAUACUAUCAAGAGCUUCUGAAGUCUGCAGAAAGAGAGGAGCAUGAAGAAUCUGUUUACAAUCUGUACAUCUCUGAAGUCAGAAAUAUCAGGCUUCGGCUGGAGACUUGUGAGGAACGGUUAAUCCGACAGAUCCGGACCCCAAUGGAAAGAGAUGACCUACAUGAAAGUGUCUUUAGGAUUUCAGAGCAAGAGAAGCUGAAGAAGGAGCUGGAUCGACUGAAGGAUGACCUGGGAGUCAUCACAGAUAAAUGCGAAGAGUUUUUCAGUCAGGCUGCUGGUUCACCUUCAGUUCCCACUCUGCGCUCUGAACUCAGCGUUGUUAUUCAGAAUAUGAACCAAGUUUAUUCCAUGUCUUCCAUUUACAUAGAUAAAUUAAAAACUGUAAAUUUGGUGCUGAAGAAUACUCAAGGAGCAGAAUCAUUAGUAAAACUUUAUGAAACUAAGUUAUGUGAAGAAGAGGCAGUAACUGCUGACAAAACCAAUAUUGAAAAUCUUAUGGGUACAUUAAAGCAAUGGAGAUCGGAAGUAGAUGAGAAAAGAGAAGUGUUCCAUGCCUUAGAGGAUGAGCUGCAGAAGGCAAAGAUGAUCAGCGAUCAAAUGUUUAAAAUGCACAAGGAACGUGAUCUUGAUUUUGACUGGCAUAAAGAAAAAGUUGAUCAGUUAGCCGAGAGGUGGCAAAAUAUUCAUUCUCAAAUUGAAAAUAGGUUACGUGACUUAGAAGGUAUUAAUAAAUCUCUGAAGUACUACAAAGAUACUUACAAUUCAUUGGACACUUGGAUUCAGCAAGUGGAAGAUACUCAGCGGAAGAUUCAAGAAAUCCGUCCUGAAAAUAGCAAAGCAUUGGCUAAACAGCUGAACCAACAUAAGAUGCUGGUUUCUGAGAUUGAAAUGAAACAAAGCAAAAUAGAUGAAUGCCAGAAAUAUGCAGAACAGUACUCAGCUGCUGUGAAGGACUAUGAGUUGCAGACUAUGACUUACAGAGCUAUGGUUGAUUCCCAACAAAAAUCUCCAGUGAAACGACGAAGAAUGCAAAGCUCAUCAGACUUCAUUAUUCAAGAGUUCAUGGAUUUACGAACUCGUUAUACUGCCUUAGUGACUUUGAUGACACAGUACAUCAAGUUUGCAGGUGACUCUCUGAAAAGACUGGAAGAGGAAGAGAUUUUAAGGAAUAAGGAAGCAUCAGUGCGUGAGGCAUAUUCAGAUCUAAUGGCACAGAAAAAUAGCACAACUGAUGAGAACAGAAAACUCAUGGGAAAGGUAAAAGCACUUGAGGAGAUGCUGGAGAAUGUGAAGAAACAAAAAAUCCAAGUGGAACAGGAGCUCCCUAAACUGAGGGAAGCUGCAGAAAAUGAACGGAAGAAGCAGCAAAAGGAUAUGGAAGAGAUCUGUCUUCAAAAGACCAAGGCUGAGCAAGAAGCAAAACAGUGUCGUAUGGAUCUAGAGAACGUUGAGAAAGAGAAAGCAGAUGCAAAGCAGGAGUUGGAGUGUGUAAGGCAGCUCAUUUUUCAGGCAGAGACACAAAGAAAUAUAUUGGAAGAAAAUCUUCGAGCUUUUCGAAAUCAAAUAGAAGAAAGCACCUUGACCAGAAGAAGUCUUGAAGAACAUCUAAGAAGAAAAGAUACUAAUCUUCAUGAUUUAGAGCAGCAAAAAAAAACCCUCAUGCAGGAGCUGAAGCAAAAAACAGAAGGAGAAGAGAAACUUAUGAAACUGAUAAAGCAAAUGGAGGAAGAUCUUGAAUUUAAAGGGUAUCUAUCAGAAAUAAAGCUGCAAGAAAAAGAGAAGACUGAAACCAGAAGGAAAGUUGUUGAAGGCAGGUACACUGUGACUAGAGAAACUUCCCUGCCAACUUACACAGCUGGGCAAGGCAGCCAGUGUAGGAUUGAUUCUGAAAUUACAAGUUUCCAGAAGAAACAGGAAGCAAAAAAAGUAGAAGAGCUUAAGCAGAAAGUGGAUGAGCUAAUCCUUGCUAACAAAAAAGCUGAUAAAACCAUAAAAGACCUCAAAUAUGAACUAAAUGAAAUUGAGCUUCAGAAAUCAUCAACAGAAGAAAAGUCUCGUUUAUUAAAAGAAAAAUUAGAUGAAGCCAAUAGUGAACUUAAAUGCCUAAAAAUCAAAUUGGAGGAAAAAGACCAAGUAGAGCAAAGCUAUCUGCAACAGCUGAAAGAACUUGACAAGCAACUACAUAGAGCCACAAGUAAAGCUGAAGAGGUAAUGCAAGAAGCUAUAGAUCUUAAGCAAAUUAAGAUGAACUAUCAAGAGGAACUGAAAUCUGUUCAGCAGGAAAAGAUACAGCUAAAAAGAGAAGUAGAGGAAUUAACUAGAUCACAAGCAAAAACUGAAAUCACUAUCAAACAUUUAAAUUCACAAAUCAGUUCUCUUCAAAAAGAGACACUGGAAGCUGAACACAGAAUGAAGUCAUGCAAGGGAGAAGCAAAUUAUCUUCAAGACCAAUAUAAGAAAAUUCAGGAACAAUUGCUUCAUAAAACAAGAAGAGAAGAAGAAAACCUGCAGGAAAUUCAGAUGCUGAAGAAUGAAUUAACCAAAAGCAAUCAGAUGUCAGAAACAUUGAAACGAAAGAUAGAGGAUCUUAAUAAAUGGAAUACUGAAACAAAAUUACGGAUGAAGCAAAUUCAAUCCGAGUCAGAGAAGAUGACUUUGGAAAAACAAAGUAUUCAGAGGAAAAAUGAUGCAUUAAAAACCCUAGCAGAUGGUUUCAAAGAGCAACUGCGUACAACAAAUGAACAACUUCACAAACAAACAAUAAUGGAACAAGAAUUCAUAUGUAAAAUUAAAAGCCUAGAAGAUGAUCUUGCUAAAACAAAAGACUUAGUUAGUGAAUAUAAACAAAAAUCUGAUAAACAAAAUGCUUCUGCUCUAGCCUCUGACCUGGAGAUUAAAAAUCUAAAUGCCCAAGUGUGUGCUCUAACUGCAGAAAAGAGAGUGAAUGAGCAGAAAGUACAGUUGCAAGAAGUUCAUAUACAAGAGCUAAGUAGUAAAUUAAAAAAAUUACAGGAUGAACUGCAUCAGAAGACUCUGGAUGAACAAAUGGCACGCAAGAAAAUGAUUCUGUUUCAGGAAGAAUCAAUUAAAUUUAAGCACUCGGCAGAGGAAUUUAGGAAAAAAGUAGAAAAAUUACUGGAAUCUCAUAGCAUCACAGAAAAGGACAUUUCUGGCAUAAAAUUAGAGUGUGUUGCUCUUCAACAGGAAAAACAUUUGGCUGAGGAAAGCAUCAUGCUGUACAAGAGACAGAUUGAAGAUCUGCAAGAAAGGCUUAAAAAAUGUCAAGAACAACUACAACAAGGAAAGCAUGCUGAAAUGGACUAUCAUCAGAAGUGCAGGAAGCUUGAGGAGGAGUUGGAAGUGCAGAAGCACUUGGUUGAGGAUGUGAAGCAGAAGAUGGACCUGCAGGUCAAGGAAAGUGAACAUAGGUUUCUUUUGUUUCAGAAUGAAGUUCAACAGAAUUAUAAAAUCAAAGAUUGUGGAUUUAAAGUGAGCUGUGAGAGAAGAGGAAAUGAAUUGAAUUACCUGAAUGACACCCCAUCUAGAGAAUUUGAACAGCAUCCUUCACAUAUAAGACCUUGUUCACCUUUGUUAAGGCAGAAACAAGAGAGAACAAGUUUUAAAUCUGAUCAAAUAGAAGAAAAUACACUGUAUGUGAGUGCUGAUGAUACAAUACCAAGGGAGGUGCAGUUCCAGAUGUCAAGAAUAAAUCAAUCACUAGAAGAUGCAAGACCACAAUCUUUUACAGAGUUUGUUUCUCAAACAAGUACGCAGUUUCAGAUAACCUUUGAUAAAUCAAGUGAAAUCACUGGAAUAUCUGAAAGAGACAAAUUGAGAAACAGGAACCUACACAGUUCCAGACAAACAAGUAGGCCUGGAGAAGACAUGAAACUUGAAUUAGGAUUAGUAAAAGUGCAUCCCUUGGAGAUAGCGAAGAACAAGCAGUAUGACAUGCAUGUUGAAGUUACAACAUUAAAACAAGAGAAUGGCAAGACAUUUGGUAAUGAAGAGAGAAUGUUUGAGGGAUACAAAACAUCUGAAGGGUUUAGGAGAGAAGACUUUGCAAAGAUGAAUUCUUUCUUAGGAGAAGAGAUUUUGAGAACUGUUGAUAUUGCUACUCAGUUGGAAUGUUUUCCAGAAGAAUAUGAUGAUAUUAAAUUUCAAGGUCUUCGACAUGAUGUAACUGCCAGACAGUUGAUUGAAGUUAAACUUCUAGACAGGCUUACUGUUGAGCAUCUCCAUUCAGGGCAGAAAACUAUUGAGGAGGUUCAGAAAAGUCUUGAAAGAUUUUUAACUAAACCUACAGCUAUAGCUGGAGUGUACCUUGAAUCCAGCAAAGAAAUAGUGUCUUUUUCUUUAGCAACAAAGAGAAGAAUCAUAGGGAAGGCAGCGGCAUUAACAUUUUUAGAGGCCCAGGCAGCUACUGGUUUCAUCAUUGAUCCUACAACAGGUCAGAAAUUCUCUGUUGAUGAUUCAGUUGUUAGAGGGCUUGUAGAUAAUGAAUUCAAGAGUAGACUGCAUGAAGCAGAGAAAGCUGUUUUGGGAUAUUGCUGUUCUGGUAAAGUGGUAUCUGUGUACCAAGCUAUGGAAGCUCGACUUCUAGAAAGAAAAAAGGGUAAAAAUAUCCUUGAAGCUCAAAUUGCAACUGGGGGGGUUAUCGACCCCAUAAGAAGUGUUCGUGUACCUCCAGAAACUGCAGUGCAGCUUGGCUUGCUUAAUAAUACGAUUUUGAAAUUUUUGCAUGAACCUUCUAGUAAUGCAAAGUGUUUUCAUAAUCCAAACAACAGGAAAGCUAUGUACUACUGUGAUUUGCUAAAAAUGUGUUUGUUCAGUGUUAGCAGUAAUUGUUUACUGCUUCCAAUUGGUGAAAGGAGAAUAAGCAGCCCAUCAGUAGAGAAAAGUCAUAGAAUUUCUGUAGUAGACAUCAAAACAGGAGCUGAAAUGACUUCCUAUGAGGCUUAUAAAAAAAAAAGUGUUGAUAAAGCUACGUAUCUCGAGCUUUCAAAACAGGAAUUUGAUUGGAAGGAGUCUACAUGUUUUGAUUCAGAUGGGAGUUCUUUUAUUUUGCUUACAGACCAUAAAACUGGUGUGCAGUUUAAUAUUGAGGAUACCAUAAAUCAGGGUAGAAUUGACAGAGCUUUAGUCAAUAAAUACAAAGAGGGCUUAAUCACAGUUAGUGAGUUGGGAGAUAUUUUACUUAGCAGUUCACAACCAAAGAAAGACCUAAACAGUCCUAUUGCAGGAUUUUGGCUUUCUGAAACCAAUGAAAGAAUUCCAGUUUUAAAAGCCUCACGCAGAAAUCUGGUAGAUAGAGUUACAGCCCUCAGAUGUCUUGAAGCUCAGGUUAGCACAGGAGGCAUAAUUGAUCCAUUUACUGGGAAAAAGUACAGUGUUUCAGAAGCUUUGCAAAGGGAAUUAAUUGAUGAUGGUUGUGCCAAGCAGAUUCAGCAAUGUGAACUAAUCUUUACUGGGAUCAUUCACCCUGUAAGGAAUACAGUUAUGUCAGCUGUUGAAGCUAUGAGUACGAAUGCCGUAGACAAGGAAAUGGGUAUGCGCUGCCUGGAGUAUCAGUACCUGACUGGUGGGUUGAUAGAUCCGAAAUCUCAUUCCAGAUUGACAAUGGAAGAUGGGAUUAAGUGUGGUGUUAUUGAUGCUGUCACAGCUACAAAGGUGAAAGAUGAAGAUUUGUAUGUUAAAGUUAUAACAUGCCCCAAAACAAAGAAGAAGCUAACCUACAAAGAAGCUUUAGAGAGUGCUGUUUUUGAUUGCCACACUGGGCUACGAUUGUUAGAAGCAGCUCAGCCCAUGAAAACAGGAAUUUCUAGUCUGUACUAUGCUUCAUAAUAAAGAUGAUAGUACUCAUUUGGGGCCUGAUUUAAAAUUGAUUCAAGUUAAGUAAAAGAUCUACAAUGACUUCUAUGAAAGUUGUAGAUCAUAUUGUCUAAUGUAGUUGCUUUAGAACUAAUUAGUUUAAACAGCUAAUUACACUGGUAACCUGGAAUUAGAUAUUACUUGCUAUAAAGUGUAAAUCUUUAGGUAAAGUAAGGCAAAAGCAGAGUGUGUUCAGGGUGUACCUGAAGGCUUUAUCAGACAUUACCUUCAUGUAGGCAUUAUAAGCUGGAAGUUAUAAAUCAGUGAAGCUAUUGUAUAUGUGAAAUGCAUACAUUUAGGUGAGACGAGUCAGAUUCUUCCAUUAAAAAAUUGAAGAGAUUGCCCAUUUUGUGAGUGAAGACAAUGCAGUAUUUCAUAUAACUCAAUUACUUCAUUUAGUGUUACAAAUCAGUUUGCAAAUGUAAUUUAUUGUACAAGAGUGGCAAGUGGCAACAGUACACAAGAGUUAAAUCUGCAAUUCAGUAAGCUCACAAGUAUUUUUUCUCAUGCUGGUAUUUUAUUAAUUUAAAGGGCUACUCACAUCAUAAAAUUUCAUGUCCUAUUCUUUUUUCCUACACUUCUGGUAACUUAACAGUAUUUUUUCAUACUCUAGUAGGCAAAUUAAUUACAAUUGCAUGUCCAGUUAAAAAAAAAUCAAUUGAAAUAAAAUAUUUUCAUUCUCACUUGUUGCACAUGGAAGGGCUUAGGUGUGUUUUCUAAGUACUACUAAACUUCAAACUACUCACGUCAUGUUACUAUGAAAAAUAUAUGUAUUUUCCUAUGCAGAAAAAGACAAUUUUACUUUUAUUGUCCUUGUUUCUGUAGACAUAGAAGCAAUGUAUUCUUCUGAGCUGUAAUUUAGUAAUCCAUGUCUAUAGAUUGCUGAUACUGAUAUCCUAUGCUGGCUGUAGAUAUCCACUCCUGAGGGUAAUGCAAAGGCAGCAAAUUAAGAGAUGCUUUAGAUGCAAAUGCUGUUUAGAUUUCAUCUGCUGAGUAAUUGCUGAGAAGCUGUGCUUUUUCUUUAUAUCAAUCAUUGUAUAAUGAAUGUACAUGUGUAUGAAUAAGCAUUUCUUGAUUAGAAAUCUUUUGAGGAAUUAUUCUGUUAAUGUCAAUAACAAUAUGGCAUUUUUGUUCCUACAUCAAAGUGUUGCAGUAACGCAUGUGGUAAUAAUAAAAAGAAAUCACUUUAAGGGUAUGUGAUAAUACUGCCA
Messenger RNA from Meleagris gallopavo (turkey), 10604 nucleotides. The record is from RefSeq and is a predicted model, not a curated record. Lineage: Eukaryota; Metazoa; Chordata; Aves; Galliformes; Phasianidae.